AAAUUCCCUUCAUCAUCCCACCAAAUGGGGAUACUAAGUUGGAUGCAAGACAAACUCAAUGGAGGACAGGGGAGCAAGAAAUCUGAUUCGGUUCCCGAAAAUAAUCAUAUUCAAGAACAAUGCAAGGAAGAAUUGAGUGAGUGGCCUCAAGGACUGCUACUAGCAAUAGGAACAUUUGGGAACAAUAAACUGAAAGAAGAAACCAAUAAUCUCCACCAAAAUCCACCUUCUCCACGAGAUCAUCUGCAGGACCUUAAGCCAGAAGAAGCAGUAAAAAUACAGAAGGAACUGAGCUUGAUAUUGCAGGCAGAAGCAGCUGGGGAAAGUGUAGUUUUCAAUAGAGGGAAAGAUAUCUGUUUGGAUCACACUAAAAGUUCCAUUGGCAAAACGUCAAUAACUUUUCUUCUUAAGAAGAUGCUUGUUUGUAGGAAUGGAUUUUCACCAGCGCCCAUGCCAAGCCCGAGGGAUCUAAUCUCCAAUCAAUCGCGGAUGGAAAGGAUGUUGAGGGCAAUUCUUAAUAACAAGAUAUAUCCGCAAAGUUCUGCUUCUACUAAAAGGAUUUCUGCCAAGUACCUGGAGAGCACAAACAUGCUCAAAUCUGCUGAUAAUCAGUAUGAGAAAAUAGAUCAUUAUAAGGUUCAUGAUGGAAGUACAUGGGUCAAAACUGAUUCCGAAUAUAUUGUUUUGGAGAUAUGAAUCGAUUGUCUGGAUUAACUUUGGCAAGCCAUGUGAAGCUACACGGUGAGAUGUCUUUUUACGUCAAUUGGUUGAAUUAAUCCCAUAAAUAAACAACUUUAAUUAAUAUACAUUAUAAGCUUACUCUCUAUACAAACUCUUUGUGCAGAUGUUCAAAACUGAUUCUUGAAAUCCCAAUUUCAAGAUUGACUCUUGGAAGCAUGCAGGAAUUUCAAUAUAUAUGCAGUAAUGAUUUGAUGAGUUGGUUCUUACUCAAAUAAAGUAGACAACCUUGA
Rubroshorea leprosula is the source of this 971-nucleotide messenger RNA. The record is from the annotation of a GenBank genome assembly. NCBI's taxonomy places the organism in Eukaryota, Viridiplantae, Streptophyta, Magnoliopsida, Malvales, Dipterocarpaceae.